GUCCCGGUCCCCGCCCCCGCCCCGGCGCCCGCCCGGCCCGCGGCGCCCGCGCGCCGUCGCCCGGCGCCGGCCCCGGCCCGCGCGCCCCCGGCCCCGGCGCGCCCCGGCCGCGGCCCCCGGCGCCCCCCGGCCGCCCCCGCGCGGCCUCCGGCCCCGGGUCGCGGCGCGGCGCGGGCGGCAGCAUGGUGGAGAAGCGCUGCCCGCUGCAGAGGGACGGCGUGUACCGCUGGUUCUCGGAGCUGCCGUCGCCGCAGCGCGUGGAGUUCCUGUGCGGCCUGCUGGACCUGUGCAUCCCGCUCGAGCUGCGCUUUCUCGGCUCGUGCCUGGAGGACCUGGCCCGCAAGGACUACCACUCGCUGCGCGACUCGGAGAUCAAGGCCAACAACCCGGCCGACCUGGGCAGCCUCACCAACCUGACGGACGAGGUGGUGCGCAGCAAGCUGCUGGUGUCGCUGGCGCUGCUGGGCUCGGAGCAGCGGGAGGCGGCCGGCGUGCUCUACCGCACGCUCACGCACAUCGACUCCAUCAUCCACAACUACGGGCUGCAGCUCAACGAGGGCCGCACGGGCGAUGAGUUCCUGCUGCUGUUCACCAUGGCCUCCAAUCACCCGGCCUUCAGCUUCCACCAGAAGCAGGUGCUGCGCCAGGAGCUCACGCAGAUCCAGAGCAGCCUGAACGGCGGCGGGGGCCACGGCGGCAAGGGCGCGCCCGGGCCCGGCGGCGUGCUGCCCACCUGCCCGGCCUGCCACAAGAUAACUCCAAGAACUGAGGCCCCUGUCAGCAGCGUCAGUGAUAGUUUGGAAAAUGCCCUGCACACAUCAGCACAUUCCACGGAGGAGUCGCUGCCCAAGAGGCCCUUGGGCAAGCACAGCAAAGUGAGUGUUGAAAAGAUAGACCUGAAGGGAUUAUCACACACAAAAAAUGACAGAAAUGUUGAAUGUUCCUUUGAGGUCUUAUGGUCUGAUUCUUCAGUAACAUCAGUAACCAAAUCUUCCUCUGAAGUGACUGAAUUUAUUUCAAAGCUCUCUCAGCUCUACCCUGAGGAGAACUUGGAGAAACUCAUUCCUUGCUUAGCUGGUCCGGAUGCAUUUUACGUGGAGCGAAACCACAUGGAUCUGGACUCAGGCCUGAGGUACCUGGCCUCAUUACCUUCCCAUGUGCUGAAAAAUGACCAUGUCAGGAGGUUUCUCAGCACUUCCUCUCCACCCCAGCAGCUUCAGAGUCCAAGUCCUGGCAACCCCUCCCUUUCUAAAGUAGGUACAGUCAUGGGCGUGUCUGGAAGGCCUGUAUGUGGAGUGGCUGGCAUUCCAUCCUCGCAGAGCGGAGCCCAGCACCACGGGCAGCACCCGGCCAGCUCAGCUGCCCCCUUGCCCCACUGCUCACACACGGGCGGUGCGGGCUCGGCCCUGGCCUACCGGACCCAGAUGGACACGUCGCCCGCCAUCCUCAUGCCUUCCAGUCUGCAGACCCCUCAGACCCAGGAGCAGAACGGGAUUCUAGACUGGCUUAGGAAACUGCGUUUGCACAAGUAUUACCCCGUCUUUAAGCAGCUCACCAUGGAGAAGUUUUUGAGCCUUACUGAAGAAGAUCUGAAUAAAUUCGAGUCCCUCACCAUGGGUGCAAAAAAGAAGCUCAAGACCCAGCUGGAGCUGGAGAAGGAGAAGUCAGAGAGACGGUGCCUGAAUCCCUCGGCUCCGUCGCUGGUCACCAGCAGUGGUGUGGCUCGAGUGCCCCCCACCAGCCAUGUCGGGCCCGUGCAGUCGGGGCGGGGCAGCCACGCAGCAGAGCUUCGGGUGGAAGUGGAGCAGCCCCAUCACCAGCUGCCCCGGGAAGGCAGCUCCUCGGAGUACUCCAGCUCCUCCUCCAGCCCCAUGGGGGUACAGGCCCGGGAAGAGAGCUCCGACAGUGCCGAGGAGAAUGACAGACGUGUGGAGAUUCACUUGGAGAGCACCGACAAGGAGAAGCCGGUGAUGCUACUGAACCACUUCACUUCCAGUUCCGCCAGACCCACGGCCCAGGUUCUCCCUGUGCAGAAUGAGGCCAGCUCCAGCCCGUCAGGCCACCACCCCCUGCCCCCACAGAUGAUGGCCGCAGCCUCACACAUCGCACCCAUCCGCAUGCUGAAUUCUGCGCACAAGUCGGAAAGGGGAGGCGCAGAUAUGAAGCUCCUCUCGUCUUCCGUGCACUCACUUUUGUCUCUAGAAGAAAGGAAUAAAGGAUCUGGACCAAGAAGCAGCAUGAAAGUGGACAAGAGCUUUGCCAGUGCCAUGAUGGACGUGCUGCCCACGCCCGCACCCCACCAGCCUGUGCAGGUUCUCUCUGGGCUUUCGGAGAGCAGUUCCAUGUCACCCACGGUCUCCUUCGGUCCCCGGGCCAAAGUCGUGCAUGCGUCCACGCUGGACAGGGUGCUGAAGACGGCACAGCAGCCGGCCCUGGUUGUGGAGACGAGCACAGCCGCCGCGGGCACGCCCAGCACAGUCCUCCAUGCCGCCCGCCCGCCCAUCAAACUGCUGCUCUCAUCAUCUGUUCCUGCUGAUUCUGCCAUUUCUGGGCAAACUUCCUGUCCUAAUAAUGUGCAGAUGAGUGUGCCCCCUGCAAUAAUCAAUCCCCGGACUGCUCUGUACACAGCCAACACCAAAGUUGCCUUUUCUGCAAUGAGCAGUAUGCCAGUGGGCCCCCUGCAGGGUGGCUUCUGUGCGAACAGCAACACUGCCUCUCCCAGCAGCCACCCCUCCACGUCCUUUGCAAACAUGGCCACGUUGCCCAGCUGCCCAGCCCCCAGCUCCAGCCCAGCGCUGUCCUCCGUCCCUGAAAGCAGUUUCUAUAGCAGCAGUGGCGGUGGCGGCUCCACAGGAAACAUUCCUGCCUCGAAUCCAAACCACCACCACCACCACCACCAUCAGCAGCCCCCGGCACCCCCACAGCCCGCACCCCCGCCGCCGGGCUGCAUCGUCUGCACAUCCUGCGGCUGCAGCGGCAGCUGCGGCUCGAGCGGCCUGACCGUAAGCUACGCCAACUACUUCCAGCACCCGUUCUCCGGGCCGUCCAUGUUCACCUUCCCGUUCUUGCCCUUCAGUCCCAUGUGCAGCAGUGGCUACGUCAGCGCCCAGCAGUAUGGCGGCGGCUCCACCUUCCCUGUCGUGCACGCCCCCUACAGCAGCAGUGGGACCCCAGACCCCGUCCUGAGCGGGCAGUCCACGUUUGCAGUGCCACCCAUGCAGAACUUCAUGACGGGGACGGCGGGGGUGUACCAGACCCAGGGGCUGGUGGGCAGUAGCAAUGGUUCCAGUCACAAAAAGAGCGGGAACCUAUCUUGUUACAACUGUGGGGCCACUGGGCACCGUGCUCAGGACUGCAAACAGCCGUCCAUGGACUUCAACCGGCCAGGUACUUUUAGGUUGAAAUACGCCCCUCCAGCAGAAAGUCUGGACUCCACAGAUUGAUAUUUUUCUCUGGCAACAGAACAUUAUUAAGCCAUGGAGACAUAAGGAAAAUUAAACACACAGCUGAGAAGUCUAGUUGCUGUUGAGCUUAAUAUUUUUAAUCCAAAGGUGCUUUACUUUUCCUAGACUGGAUAGAAAAUCUAGCGUAGAAGUGCAUCAUACUCGAUUUAUUGCCAAAACCCUAGAUUGGAGCUUGGUGUCAGACUUGCCUAGCGGGCAUUUCUGUGGCCGGCGCAAUCCGCCACCGACACUUUUGGUUGCAGUGCAGAGACCCUGUGUCUCCCGAAGAGCAUUGCCGUCAUUGGCCCUCCUAGGCUCACACGUCAAUUCCAGGGCAGCUACACGUGGUCUGAAUCGAGAACUGAGCUUGGGGUUCUCCAGGUGGAGUUCCACCCGUCGGACUCUUGACACCCCUGGGCUAGGGAAAAUGUCGACUUUGUUUUGUUUUGUUCUAAAGUGAUUAGCACUAAUCUCUGGGAUUUUUAAGGAUUGCACUACAGAAGAAUGUACCCUGAUGUAAAUCUCUGCAGUUCUGGGAGACAGACUCCUCUGAGAACAGUCAGUGCAAGAGACUCCAAUAAUCCAGAUUAAAGAGUCAGCACCAGCAGGCUACUGGACCUAGGACACAACAGAGAUGCUAGUAUUCCUUCCCUCCUCCAAGCACUGGUAGCAGUUUCAGGUUUUUCAUUUUUUCUGCAAAUAAAUUUAAACUCCAUUAUUAAAUAGAAAUAGUUUACUCGCAACAACUUAAUUUCUAAGGGUCCAAGUCCCAGAGAACCCAUAGCCGUCAGAGCUUUGAGAGUGAGCACCGUCCUUCCCAGCCGGUCUGGGGCUCUGAGCCCUGUCCUCCACUGCAGAUGACCUCUCUCGGGGGCACGGUGACAGCGCGGCUCUGUGAGUGGCUGUGAGGAUGCUGCAUGUCCUUAGCAGAGUUUGCAAGUUGCUUUCUAUCCCACGGGCUCCCCGAGAACCUCCAGCCCCGAGGCUUACCGCUAGCGGAUUCACACCUGAGACAGACAUUUCAGCAAUGAUAUGGUCCCGUCACUUAUCAGCAAAAGAUUGGGAAUUUCUCCUGUCAGCUGCUUUUGUAUUAGGCUGUGUGUUGGUAGUUAAUUCCGUUACAAAUUACUUGGAAAACAGUGGAAAGUGGUAGGACUCUGGAAGCGGCCACACACCCGAGAGCGACGGGAUCUGUACAAGUCUGGUUUUUGUAAGGUAGGAAUAAAGGUCCUCACUGUAGAUCUCUGUUUCAACCCAUGGAAACGAGAGCCUUUUGUCUGAAAUGUACAGACUUAAAAUCUUCAAGGUUAAAGGGAAUUUUCUGCUAAAAUAAUACUAUGAUCUAAAAUGCAAAAGUCUUCGGUGUUGAAAUACGAUUGGGAAGAUCGUGCCAGGGAUUUUGCAGUUGAAUAUUUUUUAAAAAUUGACAAUAUUCAGGCCAUUCUUAAAACGGGACAAUCAGCCUCAUGAAAAAUUGGUGUAAAUCAAGAGUACCCUAGAGCGAGGCGCGACGUGAGGGCUGAGUUGUAAGAGCAGCUCCUAACUUCACAGAAACUCAAGCAGAAAGAUGUUACGUUUUUUUAUGACAGGCUUUUAGAACUUGUAGUUUUAGUUGAAUUUUAUUUCUAUGCAAUGCAGAAUGAACAGACCCCUGUGUUCUCUCCUCAUGGUACACAGUAUUAGUGUUGAAGUGAUGGUGAUGCUUAUUACAGCAGCUGUUUAGGGGAAUGCUACAGACACUACAAAACGUCAAAAUAAUGAGAACUGACACAACUUUGCCUUAAAGAGCACUAGACUGGACCUUGUCAUACUGCGUUAAGGAAGACUUAGAGUGUUCGUUGAUGUUUACGAUUUUAAUAUUUCUGAAGGCCAUUACAGUGGCCUGGAUCUGUGCUGAAAGCCAAACUUAAAUUUUUUGGUUUUUUAAACAAAGAAAUAUUUUAAAUAAAUCCUAUUUCAACACUGAAAUUGUUGAAAACUGUCUCAUAACAAAAGGAAAAAAAUUUACAUUUUUGUUUUAGUGGUCAGUAUAGGGGAAUGAAAGCGUCUGUUGUUACCCUUGUAACUAUUUUGAUAAGUAUUAGAUUAAAACCGAACGUUUUCAGCUCGAAGCCUGGCAUUCAGCGCUGAGGCAAACGAGUUCCGACGUUGUCACGGCUGCGUUCCCGGCAGCGAAGGUCUCUGCGGAGCUUCCAGGCGUUUUGCACGUGCACGGGCAGCAGUGCGCCACCUCCGGGAGGCCAUCCCAAGUCCAGACCCGUGGGCGCAGAGAAAACGGAACCGCGGGUCCGUGAGGCCCGGCCCUGAGGGAGCCGCAGGCGUGGACUCGAGAGCGUUUGCCAGCAGUGAGCGCUGAUGAAUCUCCCCAAAAGCAACCAAGGUGGGCGCGCUUGAGCGUUUCGCAUUCAUCAGACUUCCUCAUCUGAAAACACAGAACACACUGACUCUUUCAAGUACUUAGUCAUUUUCCUGAAAUUGUGAUCUGUACCAGAAUGCUGUGGCAACCAGGUAGGUGUGGCACUGGCCACGCGCCACGGCUUUGCCCUCUGUAGUCUGUCAGAUAUUAAAGUUUCUAACCCUGUUUUUUUAAUCUCCAAGAAUGGGGAAAGUGGAAUGUAGAGAAGGAAGUAGAAUGUGAUGUUGGGAUUUAAUCCUGCGUUUUAUUUUUUAAGCAAAACACUCAGUUUUCUACCUUAUUUUCUAACGUUGAUUUCAUGGUAAUAUUGACGGUUGGAAGUGUUUAACAUAAACACUCAUUGCUACAGAGCACUGAGGAAAUGGGAGCUAGCACUUGUAAUAAAAGUAAACACAAGGUAUGUUCUCGAAUGCAUCUGUGUGAGUGGGUAUUUUGGAGACCAGCAUCACCUGUCAUCUCCGGGUCACAGGAGUCAGCGUGUUGCUACAGUAGCGUUAGUCCGGCCCGUGUUUCAAUUCAGUGCUUCGAAUUCUAGGUCCUGGAUUGCCCAAAGUCAGCACAGUCAGUUUCCACCACAGACUCUGUCUUGGGGCACAGUGCUGGCGGUAGUGACUUUGCCUAAACGUCACCCAGCGGGGCUGCCCCUCACUGUGGGCGCUUGGGCAGUGGGAACUGGGUUGCACCCUCCUUGCUCCCGGUCAUUUUCUCGUCACUCUCCUGCUUCCCAGCAUUUUGUUUUACGCCUCGCUCGUUGUACACCUGGUGACUGAUAGAACCGCAUGCCGAGGUCUUGAGAUUGUGAGGAAAGCCGUCUCCCUGCGUGACUCGACUGCUGUCCCAGAGGAGAGGCCUGUGUGAACUGAGCAGGGGUGGCUGUGAUCUCCCAAAGAAUGAGUCAGGUGACACUGAAAGCCAUGGGUUCUGAAGAGGCUAAUUUGUUGAAAAGUCCCAAGGGUCUGAAUGAAAGCAUCUUUAAUUAACACUCAACACUUGCAAUAUUCUAGAAAACCAUAUACUGUGCUGGUUGAGGCCAAAGGUCAACAUUGCUCCACUGUUCACCAACGAGGGGGAGCUGUGGCCGUGAGCCACGGCCUCACGUGUCUCUUAACAAGCCCUCAUCACAUGUAUGAGUCUUACGUGCACAAAACAGAGAAGGCUUUGGUCCCAAAACUGGACACCUUGUGUACUCAACCUUCACAGCUUCUAUUGGACGUAUUUUCUUUUUAGGAAUGAAGGAAAAUUCUCCCAUUUUUGAGCCAUUCUUUUGUCAAUUCUACGAAAUUGCAUGUAACUUUAUAAAUAUUUUUAAAAGAUAUAGUUUUGUAAAUAUUUAAUAUUCUGCUAAUUUGAUUUUGAAUUGUAAAUGUCAAGUAUUCUGUUUUUGGGGUUUUUAUGUUUUAUUAUACUUUGUUAAAAAGGACAAAUUGUACAUUUUUAGAAUGUUUUUAUGAGUAAAUUUAAUGUACUGAAAAUAAAAAUUUUAAAAAAGGC
Callithrix jacchus (white-tufted-ear marmoset) is the source of this 7350-nucleotide messenger RNA. It is a transcript of the gene ZCCHC14, whose product is annotated as zinc finger CCHC-type containing 14. NCBI's taxonomy places the organism in Eukaryota, Metazoa, Chordata, Mammalia, Primates, Cebidae. The record is from RefSeq and is a predicted model, not a curated record. Gene Ontology annotation, molecular function: zinc ion binding; nucleic acid binding; phosphatidylinositol binding.